GGCUUUUGCUGGCGUCUGCGCCCCAGCCCUGCAGAACAGCCCGAAUCCCCUGCCCCGAUGUCACAGAGAGAAGGGAAGGACUUAGACUCAAAUUCGGACUCAACACCACGCGCCACUAGUUGUAUAUAAGCACGACGUCCCCAUCUCCCCACGUCAAACGAUGCCUGAUGGGAUUCAUUACAUCGCCAUAGUCUCUUUUCAAUUCACUCAUUUCCCUUCUUAUUUCUCGUUCAUUUGCCGUACUCUUUCUCCUCGCUUUUAGUCUCUAAAACUAGCAGGUAAUCAAUCGCACGAACCGCAACGGACAACGAGCAGCGAUGCGUCUUCUAAACUGCGGGUUGGCCGCCCUGUUACUGGCCAGGUCCGCAAUAGCCAGAGUGCUGCCGAGGCAGGGAGAUGGGAAACAUCAGGUUUUUGCCCACUACAUGGUCGGCUUGACCAACGGCCAAACCAGAGACCAGUGGGAGAAAGACAUCACCGAAGCCCAGUCGGCCGGCAUCGACGGCUUUGCUCUCAAUAUCGGAUCGGCCGAUUUCUGGAACGCCGAUCAGCUGCAGUUGGCAUACGACACUGCCGCAUCCCACGGGUUUUCCCUGUUUCUCUCCUUCGACAUGCUUGCCAGCUCUUGGUCCAUCGACCAGGUCGUUUCGCUAGUCAACCAGUACAAGGAGGUGGGAAGCCAGCUCAAGGUCGACGGCAAGCCCCUGGUCUCCACUUUCGAAGGCACUGAUUGGGUCGACAACUGGGCCUCUGUGCGUUCGGCUACUGGUGACAUCUUCUUGGUUCCGGACUGGUCUUCGCUAGGAGCUCCCGGCGUUGGCGAGAGGCUUCCUCUAAUCGACGGCGCUUUCAACUGGGGCGCCUGGCCGAACGCAAACGAGCUCACCAUAUCGACCGGGAACGACAUAGCCUACCAGUCCGCCCUCCAGGGCAAGGCCUACAUGAUGGGUGUUAGCCCUUACUUCUACACGAACCUUCCUCAGUACAACAAGAACUGGUACUCGUCGAGCGAUUCUCUGUGGUACGACCGCUGGAAGCAGGUUUUGGAAAUUGAUCCAGAGUACAUCGAAAUCAUCACUUGUAAGCGCGUCGUGUAUGCUGGUGGGCGGACGAUACCACGUCAACCGGGACUGACCAGCAUAGGGAAUGACUAUGGAGAGUCUAGCUACAUCAACGACCCCAUUCCAGCUCAGAUAGUAAGCGGCGCGGAGACGUAUGUCGACGGGUUCGCGCACUCGGCAUUCCGCUUUAUCCUGCCUUACUUUAUCAGCGCCUACAAGACCGGAAAUAGAGACGUGGAGCUCCAGGCCGAAGGGGCCGUGGCUUGGUACAGGACGACGCCCAUCUCCGUGUGCUCCGAUGGCGGUACCGUUUGGGGACAGGGAGGAGACGCGUCGGCGGCGGGCGGGACGAGGGACGUCAUCUCCGUCAUCGCGCUUUCGAAUUCCCCCCAGAACAUCACCGUCACAAUCGGGGGCUCGACCCAGACCGUCAGCCCGUCGGAUACCGUAGGCAAAGCCUCGUUCUACCAGGUCCCGUUCGACGGGCAAUCCGGCGCCGUUACCGUGACGAUAGGCUGCAAGACCACAACCGGCCCCGAAAUUACCAACGCCUGCCCCGCUUCCGGUCAUGUCAAUUUCAACUCGGUCGCUAUCCAGCUGUGAGUCUGCGUAGCCGGGUGGGGAGAUCUCCGUCCAUAGUUGUGCUUCUCACGUGUGAUAAUUACCGUCGCAGAGGUAGAUCCCUGUAUGCUUUUCUUGUGCGAAA
Messenger RNA from Durotheca rogersii, 1767 nucleotides. Its product is annotated as glycoside hydrolase family 71 protein. Gene Ontology annotation, biological process: mating projection tip cell wall disassembly. The coding region runs from base 318 to 1664 and encodes 448 amino acids. Gene Ontology annotation, molecular function: glucan endo-1,3-alpha-glucosidase activity. Lineage: Eukaryota; Fungi; Ascomycota; Sordariomycetes; Xylariales; Xylariaceae. The transcript has 6 exons. The record is from RefSeq and is a predicted model, not a curated record.